Messenger RNA from Liolophura sinensis, 1617 nucleotides. RefSeq lists its product as uncharacterized. NCBI's taxonomy places the organism in Eukaryota, Metazoa, Mollusca, Polyplacophora, Chitonida, Chitonidae. Gene Ontology annotation, cellular component: cell periphery. Gene Ontology annotation, molecular function: protein binding. The coding region runs from base 711 to 1544 and encodes 277 amino acids. The record is from RefSeq and is a predicted model, not a curated record. The transcript has 7 exons.
GCGAUUGCGGUGCGCACUUUAAAAUAUAGGCUUAACACCCUCUCCGAUCAGACGAGGAAAUUUUUCAAGUAGGUCAGUAUAUUACUGUAACCUGCAUAGCGCCUACGCUUUUAAGGUUUACGUGUGUACCUUGUUGUUGUAUUGGGUAUUGACAGUAUUCCGUCUGGAGAUGAGUCGGCCGUUGUGGAAGGUGCACUUUGCAGACUCCCACGGCACCCACGGCGCUGAUGACUUAACGAUGGUUGCAGGGACAUUGGCUUGAGCCCCAUGGCCGAGCUGAUCACAAUCUGAUAACGCCACAAAUCGGGACAGUAUUUUAAUUCAUGUAUCAUUGCUAACAUAUUCACUGUGAAUUACCGUUAAAUUAGCGGUGGAUUAAAGGCGCAAGCCUGCGGCUCGCUGGGACUCUCUCUGGCUGUCCAUCAGGCGGCUGCAAGGCGAGGGCGGGACUGCUGAUCACUCGCUGGUUUCAUCAGGCGCACUGCUUGGGUGGUGCGAGAGCUGAACGCUGGGUUGGCUGAGGACAGAGGGAGCGGUCAGAGACACGGCCGCGGAGAAUCAGGUUAGCAUAGCGUCAGUCUGAAGCACCGCGUGGAGUUCGGACGGGAAAACAGAGGACGGCAGGCGGCCCGCGAAAGGUGUUCUGGAUUUUGUUUUUUACUGGAGAUUUUGUCCUACGAAAAGAUUCUUGUGGUUGAUUCUGUGGCAGAAUGGGGAGGGGAUAUUUACGGUGGCUGGUGCUGACAUGGUGCUGGGUGGCAGUCUUCACCCAGGAGGAAGAAGAGGAAAAGACUGAGGACUUGGCAGAAUACACGUUGAUAUUCAAGACGGCUAAUAAGAAAGGAGCAGGGACGGACGGCGACGUGAUGAUGAAGCUAACGGGGGAUCACAUCAGCAUGAGUUAUCCAAUCCGGUACCGAGGCACAGGGCCAAAGUUCGGGAGGGGUAGAGAGGACCGCUUUAAUUUGACUGACAUGACUUACAUUGGGCCAAUAUGUUCAGUACAGCUGUGGACGAAAUCAACGGAUUCCUGGAUCCUCGAUACACUGACAAUUGUAGACUGGAAGACGGAUGACAAGGCCGUAUUCAAUGUAUCCAAACGGAUUGACGCACGUGAGCAGAAAUACAACAGAACUGAGAAAGCGGACGGAAAGUGGAGUCUUUGGUCUGAUUGGUCUGUGUGUUCGGGUACAUGCCCGACCGGAAGUCAGAGCCGCACUCGGGAUUGCAGUCGGCCACCUCCGGCUUGUGGAGGCGGGGCCUGUCAGGGAGUGACCAAUGAAACACAGCAGUGCCCACUUCCGGAAUGUAAAAAAGAUAAAGAGACAACCACACCGGCAGAAACCAGCAAAGUGUCCAUCAUCCUUCCAAUAGUCAUCGCCGUCUGUGUCAUCCUCGUCAUCAUUGCUGUUCUUGUCUUCAGAAGGAAAAAGAAGAAGAGGGAAAGUGAGAAGUCUAAAGAGAAAAGCGAACAGGUUGUGACGUAUGAUAAAAUGCACCAACAGCCCGAUGGUACGUACACGAAAAACAACUAUGCGGCUUGAUAUGGCCACACAAACUUGAGAAGAUCCGCAUUGCCCAUCGAUGUCGAGGACAGAAUAAAGACGAAGGCAAGUU